AUGGCUUCUCCGACAGUCUCAGACCUUGAAAACCCAAUCACCACCUCCGCCCUUCCCUACUCCUACGCCCUAUUGCCUGACGGCGAACAACCCACCGGAAAUGAUCGCACCACCCGCCCAUCCAGAAAGACAGCCCUCUUUCUUGUGUCUGUGUUCUUGGCUGUUGCCUUUCUUGUGGCAUUGUUCGCCGGAAACAGGCCAAUGCUUCUCAAAAAUUUGAACACCAGUCCGGUGCCAUCCACGGCGGCAACUCCGGAAAAGGUAACACCUUUAUCUCGUGGGGUGGAGAAAGGUGUGUCGGAGAAAUCUUUUCUUCCAUUGUUGGGCGCAGAUAAUUCGUAUCCAUGGAGCAACAACAUGUUGGAUUGGCAAAGAACUGCCUUUCACUUCCAACCCAAGAAAAAUUGGAUGAACGAUCCAAACGGUCCAGUUUUUUACAAUGGAUGGUACCACCUGUUCUAUCAGUAUCAUCCCGAUGCUCCGGUGUGGGGCAAAAUCGUUUGGGGCCACGCCGUCUCCAAAGACUUAAUUAACUGGCGCCACCUCCCCAUCGCCAUGGAAACCGACCAGUGGUAUGACGAACAGGGUGUCUGGACUGGUUCCGCCACCAUCCUUCCCGACGGUCAACUCGUCGUACUUUAUACCGGAUCCACCAACGAAUCCGUCCAGGUCCAAAACCUAGCUUAUCCAGCCGACCCAUCUGACCCGCUCCUAAUCAACUGGGUCAAAUACCCCGGAAACCCGGUUCUCGUCCCACCACCCGGUAUCGAUAAUAAAGACUUCCGUGAUCCAACAACCGCAUGGAAGACCCCCGAGGGAAAGUGGCGAAUCACCAUCGGUUCUAAGAUCAAUAAAACCGGUAUUUCAUUGGUUUACGACACAGAAGACUUCAGAACCUUUGAGCUUUUAGACGGGUUGCUCCAUGCUGUUCCGGGCACGGGUAUGUGGGAAUGUGUGGAUUUUUACCCGAUAUCAAAACAAGGCGAGAAUGGUCUUGACACGUCAGUAGAUGGGCCCGGGGUCAAACACAUAGUCAAAGCUAGCAUGGAUGAUGACCGAAAUGACUAUUAUGCCAUCGGUACUUAUGAUGCCCAUAAGGGAAAAUGGACCCCAGAUAAUCCUACAUUAGAUGUAGGAAUCGGGUUGAGAUACGAUUAUGGAAUCUAUUACGCCUCAAAAACAUUUUUCGACCAAAACAAACAAAGAAGAGUUUUGUGGAGUUGGAUUAAAGAGACCGACACUGAAGCCUCCGACAUUAAGAAGGGUUGGGCUUCUGUCAUGGGAGUUCCUAGAACAAUUGUGUUGGAUAAAAAAACUCAAAGCAAUAUAAUUCAGUGGCCCAUUGAAGAAAUUAACCGAUUGCGGAAAAACCUUACGGUUUUUAAGGAUGUCGUUUUAGAAGUCGGCACACUCGUGCCACUCAACCUGUCUUCUGCAUCUCAGCUAGAUAUUGUGGCUGAGUUUGAAGUGGAUAAGAAGACAGUGGAGCGAUUAAACGGAGCCGAUGUUGCAUAUGAUUGUGCCAAAAAUGGUGGAGCCGCAAAACGAGGUGCAUUGGGACCAUUCGGAUUUUCAGUCCUUGCACACGAAGGUCUAGCUGAACACACUCCCGUCUAUUUCUAUGUUGCCAAAGGAGUUGAUGGGAACCUUAAAACAUUCUUUUGUGCUGAUCAAUCGAGGUCAUCUAAUGCUAAUGAUGUCGAUAAGUCUAUUUAUGGGAGCAUUGUCCCAGUUCUUAAAGGUGAAAAGUUAUCUAUGAGAAUCUUGGUGGAUCAUUCGAUAGUUGAAAGUUUUGCACAAGAGGGAAGAUCAUGUAUCACUUCACGUGUUUAUCCAACAAAGGCUAUCAACAACAAUGCUCAAUUAUUCUUGUUUAACAACGCUACAGCAACCAAAGUUACCGCCUCAGUCAACAUAUGGCAAAUGAAUUCUGCUCAUGUCUAA
Lactuca saligna is the source of this 1944-nucleotide messenger RNA. The record is from the annotation of a GenBank genome assembly. Lineage: Eukaryota; Viridiplantae; Streptophyta; Magnoliopsida; Asterales; Asteraceae.